CGUAGUCUGCUACAAUCAUAUGCUCUGAACCUUUUCCAUACUCCCACGCCACACCAAUGUCAUAAACAUUACUACAACAGACUAGUUAAUGAAAAAACGCAUCAUGACCUGUGAUAAUAGAACACUGCACAAGUACACGACAUACUCGAAUGUAUGAGACGGUCGUGAGUUUUUUGUAUAGGGGGUAAAAGAAUUCACUUAAUGAAACCACAUCCUGUUAAAAGUUGCCACUGUUUGAAGCAUAGUAGUAUUAUUGUAAAGAGCACAGAACAUAUCAUCUCUGAACAUACUGAGCAAACGAUGGAAAUGGAAGCUAUUUAUGAAAAUACUCAAGACAAAGUUGGACCUCAGACACCGAGUCAGAACCCGACUGAAGCUCAAAAUAGCAGAAGAUGGUUUGUGGUGAUCACAGUGGGUCUGGGGCUCAUCUGUGUUCUUCUGGUGAUCGCUCUCAUACUGCUGUAUAUCCACCAGACAGCAGAGAGAGAUCAGUUGAAGAAAAAAGUUAAAGAGUACAAUAAAACUCUGACCAGCCUGAAGAUCAAUUUCAGUCAUCUGACCGAUGAGAGAGAUGAGCUACAGAUAAACCUAAAGUCUAUGAGUGAGAGGAAGUCGGAGUUAGAAACCAAUUUCAGUCAUCUGACCGAUGAGAGAGAUGAGCUACAGAUAAACCUAAAGUCUAUGAGUGAGACGAAGUCGGAGUUAGAAACCAAUUUCAGUCAUCUGACCGAUGAGAGAGAUGAGCUACAGAUAAACCUCACGUCUAUGAGUGAGACGAAGUCGGAGUUAGAAACCAGAGUCAAGAAUUUGAAUGAUGCUUUAAUGAAGAGUAUUUCAGGGUCAUUCAGAUAUUUCAUAUCCAGUGAGGAGAAGAGCUGGACUGACAGCAGACGGUUCUGUAGAAGUCGUGGUGGAGAUCUGGUCAUCAUCAACACUGAAGAAGAACAGAAAUACAUAUCUUCACUUGUCAAUGAGAAUGUGUGGAUUGGUUUGUCUGAUGCAGAGAAGGAAAGAAACAUGAAAUGGGUGGAUAAUACACCCGUGAAUAAAGGGUUUUGGGACAAAGGUGAGCCAAAUGAUUACAGUGGAAAUGAGAAUUGUGUUGAAAUCAUUCAUACAAAACCGAUUCUGAGCAAUUGGAAUGAUUUUGCAUGCUCAGUGAUGAAAAAAUGGAUUUGUGAGAAAUAGAGUUCAUCUGCUUUUCAUCUGUUCAUCUGUAUUGAAAAAGUAUUUUACUUUAAGCUGUUUUUACAGGAGCAUUUUUGCAUUUACAUCAGUUGAUUGAUGUUUCUGUCUUUUAAAAACCGUGCAGCUAAAUUAUGUCAUAUAUAUCCUGUUGUCGUGCUAUACUGUAAUUUCUGUUGUGAGGAAUAGAUUGAAAUUUUAGUCUUGAUUCCAGUCUUUUUCAAGACUUCCACCUCCCUCAGUGUGACCCUAUAGAGCUUUAGCCCCGCCCCUCACCCGCAUCACAAUCCGCCACCUAUUGGCCACCGGCACACUGUAACUGUAUCCACCCCUCUACACAUCCUUGUGUCAGUCUAUAUUUCCAUUCUGUGCCUGUUUUUCUGUCGCUUUCACAUUUAAAUAAAAAGAUUUACAGAUGUUA
This is a messenger RNA of Triplophysa rosa, 1606 nucleotides long. Its product is annotated as C-type lectin domain family 10 member A-like. Gene Ontology annotation, cellular component: external side of plasma membrane. Gene Ontology annotation, biological process: biological process involved in interspecies interaction between organisms. NCBI's taxonomy places the organism in Eukaryota, Metazoa, Chordata, Actinopteri, Cypriniformes, Nemacheilidae. The record is from RefSeq and is a predicted model, not a curated record. The coding region runs from base 202 to 1188 and encodes 328 amino acids. The transcript is spliced from 5 exons. Gene Ontology annotation, molecular function: D-mannose binding; fucose binding.